CAGCAUCGGCCGCAGCUGACAACAGAGACGCGACUUCAACGGUUUGUAGACGCGAUUACUUGUUGACUCGUUUGCUCGUUCGGUUGGUUAUUUGGUGGUAAAAAGCCAUUCUUCCUAGAGUAUACAAAAUUUUGCUUUGGCCAAAGUUGAAGUUAAUGUUAACAGUGAAGUUUAUACGCGGAUAUUGUACAUGCACAUACAUAUCUACGCACAUAUUUGUAUAGGAAUGAGCUGGCAGCAGCUGUAGAGCAAUAAGUUAUGUGAACCUGCUACCAAUUAUUGCAUUUAUAUGUGUAUAUGUAGUAUAUGUAAAUGCUCUGUUUGUAAGUCUGAAAUUGCUCAGAAGAACACCAAAAAUAUUUCGUUGAGAUAAUCAUAUUCGCCCGCAACUUUAGUAAACUUUGUUUAGUUCAACGUUUAUUACUUUAGUUGCGGUUUUGCAGGCGCAUCGAGCGAACGGUUAAUUUGGUGCAUAUAACGGAUUAAUUUCAUAAUAUUUUCGAAGCCUGCGGCGUCAAAUGAUUGCACUGUGAGAUAAUAGCACCACAUACAACAUGGCCUAAUUAAUUGCCAAAAGAGUUUGAAAUUGUGUCAUUUUACAUAAUAAGCUAAUAAAGGUAAAGAAAUUGCCACAAAAGUUGCCUAAAACACCAAAAAAUAAAAAUAAAAAAAAAGAAAUAAAAAUAAAAAUAUACCCACGCUAUAAAUUGGGCAUUGUAAUUUCAUUCAUUAAGUAAAUGUGAAAAUAAUUCAAGCAAGUGUGUGACCCGCCAAGAUAUUUUUUCCCCUCCAACAAUUCCAAGAACAACAACAAUGUGUACAAACUUUCAAUGGGAAACAAUAAAAAUUUGCAUUUAUUUAUAAGAAAAGAAUGCGGUUGGUGAACAAGUAAAAACUGUCAAGUGAGAAGCUUAUGAAAAAAAUAUAAUAAUAAUUCAUAGUGAAAAAAUCAGCUUAAGCCGUGCGCACAUACUGAAUAACAAUUAUUCGAAAAAAAAUUAUAAUUAUAAUAAGUGAAAAAAAUUGAAAUUAACUUAUUUUGUGCGACACCAAUUCCAACUGCAGCAACCAGCGCAUUGACUCAUUCAACAUCAAAAAAAAGAGGAAAAAUCAAACACAGCAACAACAUAUUAGACGUAAACAUUAAUAAGAAAAAAAAUCUGCUAAAGCGCCAAACCGCGGCAAGCUCUUAAGCUCAUAAAGCGCACCAUACACACCUACAAACCGCAGCACGAACACCAACCAAUAAAAAUUUGUAUGCCACAGCAAUAUCCAGUAUCCAGUAGCACGGCAGACCGCAGCAAAGUACCAACAAAUUACGAAAUGUGUUAGAAGAAAUAAAUAAUCAAUAAACAGCGUAAGCAGAAGAGACAAGUAGCAAAGCCACCAAUGCGAUCUUCAUUGAAGUAGAACUUCAAGCCACCAAACAACAAAACAAAAAAGAAACCUGAAAUGCUAAGCAAAAAGUUAUGUAUUUGUUUUUGUUGCCACGAAGUAGAAGUCUGAGUUUACAUAAUCCAAAUCGAAGCACCACAAACAGCUAGAAGUAACUACUAACCAAAAGCAGAGUCUACCGCAUCUACAGCACUGGCUAUAUCAAUGCCUUUAUGACAACAUAAACCGCAACUGAAUUCGAUUCUUCUUCUUCUUCGUCAUCGUCUACGUCCUCCACUGGCACUGCACCUUCGUCUACAACGCGCUCUCAGCCAACCAACCGCAACUGACAAUUUCAUUCUUGACGCUCGUGGUCUUACGUGUGUGUGCGUUUACCUGAGUGCGGCAGCGGCUCGAUUAACGACUCGCUGAUUAAACUUUACAAAAUCGAUUAGAAGCGGCGCAUAUCUUCAAAAGCUCGCACACAAUACAGGUGAAUAGUUGAAGGCCUGCCUAGAUAGAAUGGCUACCUCGACCGGUGACAGCUACGGCUACGGCUGUGGCUACGACGGCGAAGAUGUCAUUGAAAGCGAUGCAAACGCGCGUGAAAUGACCAUAAAUAUGGCUGAGUCUGUAAAAACAAAUAAUCACAUGGUCAACAGUGACAGCAACAAGAAGAGUCGCCACGUUGAGCCCAGCAAACGCAGCGAGACGCCAAGCAAAAAACUAGACACAACUAAAAUUGGACAAACAAGUGCGCGUACGGCUGAGGGCCUACGCCGCCAAGCGACCAAAUACCCACACGGACUGAAUGUCAGCAUCCAAACAGUGAGCGGCGAUAAUGAGCAACAUCAACGACAACACCAACAUAUGAACGUGAACAAGAAUAGCAAUAGUGUUGGCAACACUACAACAAACUCGAGCAGCGAGUUGAAUUCAAAUUAUGGUUACUCACGCGCCUCCACACUGCGCAGUAGUUGGGAUGGCAACAAGAGUAAUGACGACAAGCAACGCAGAGACCACAACUCAAGUAAAGCGGACGCGUUGUCGACGUCCGCAACCACGUCGACGUCGUCCUCAGAUAACAGCCACCACACAUAUCGCAUUAGUAUGAUCAGCAGUCCGGAAAAUCUGGCCGAAUUGCAAAUGCGUCGCUACAAGUAUCCACUCACCGGCAACUACUAUCUGGACACACAAGAUGUGGCCAAUGCCGGCAAACAUCCGCCACCCCUGCCGGUGCUGCGUACAUACCUACAACGUUUCGGCCGUUGGAAAUACCUACGUUGGCCCAUCAUAUUUGUGGCGAGCACACUGCUCUUCUUCGGACUCAUAACAUAUUGUAUUUGGUUGCACGAUGUGAGUGUGGCAAGGGACCGAUACCAGCGACGACGGCAAGAGCUCGGCAAAGAGGCAGCACAGGUGGUUACUGAUAAUGAAGCACAACUUAUCAGCUUCGUUGUCAGCACGUUGGAUGAGAGUGUUACAACCACAACUUUGCCAACAACCACAAAUGCGCGUACGGUUGUAACCACAGACCGCAAUCAGGAACACCUGCAGGAAUCGACAAUUUUACGGGCAAUUAACACUCAGCGUCAUCAACCACAGCCAACGCCUAAUGGACGUAAGCUCACGACUUUCAAGUAUUUGUUGCCAACGAAAUACCGUGAUGUUGCUGCGAGUGAUGGGCAAGGCAAGAAAAAUGGCGAGAGCAUUAUACAGGAAGAGUACGAGACCCCAACUGAAGCCACUACUUAUGCCAGCGCCGAGGCAGCACUGGUGCCCACGAACGUACUGCAUUAUAAUGGUUUCAAUGGCCAUCAGAAUAGUUUUGGUGUGCCCAUCGAGGAGGGCCAUCGUCUUUUGAGACUUUUCAAUAAGGUCCUUUCACCGGAUCAACCCUUCACGGCAACAACAAAGCCCGUAACAAAAGUCUCACCCACAAUACCACCUCUGGUACAAUAUAAGCCCACACAUGCGAUGUCUUCCGGCUUUCGCACCACCGCACAAGAUAACGGCUGCUACUCAACAUCGCUGUCUAUGUGUCAGGGUGUGCUUGACUAUGAUCUAACCUACAACUCAACAACGAAACUGCAAUUGAGCGAUAAGAAGGCUUUUCAAAACUUGGUUGAGUCGAAUUGUUCGGCGCGGGCAUUGGAGUUUGUAUGUGUUACACUCGAACCGGAGUGUAGGCCAUCACAUAUUGGCAACUUGCCACCGUGUCGAAGAAUUUGUAAAGCUGUGCUCGAAGCUUGCUCCAUCGUCAUCGCCAAUUGGGAUUUACUCAAUGAGCUAUUCGACUGUAGUCUCUAUCCGGACACCAGCGAUCCACAUAAAUGCGAGGAUCCCACGAGAAGGCGUGACUAUUGUUAUGACAACGAAUUCGCCUGCUAUGAUCGCACAUGCAUACCUCAGCAGUGGCAGUGUGACAACAUCAAGGAUUGCGCAGCUGGUGAGGAUGAGGAGAGUUGCCUGAUCUGCGAUCAUCAAGAUGAGUUUCGUUGUCGUUCGAAUGAGAAGUGUGUGCCAGAGUCUGUGCGUUGUGACUCCAAAUACGAUUGCUUUGACGGUUCGGACGAGGAGGAAUGUGAUGAGUAUGGUUCUGGCGAAGAGGCGGCGGCCCUUUUCGAUGAAGCCGCACUCAACUCAUUUCCACGCGUGUUCUCCUAUGCCAGCUUUCUGUCGCCGAAUCAAAGUAAUGAGGGGUUGUACACCUACAUAACAGCGGCGAUGGACGAUGAGAAUGGCACGAAGUUUCAAGUGCAUGAAAUUACUAAUCGCACAAGCGGCAUAUCCACCGAAGAGGUUACGAACAGUGUGCCCGGUGAGGGACCGAAAGGUUUUGUGAACUUUCGCGACAGCAAGGAGAUCAUGAUGACCAGCGACACGGAGAAUAAAUUCAAAUAUUCCUCGGCAGCCACCACCUCACGCGUCAGUACCACGACUACGAACCGGAAUGCGCACGGUGGGAGCAGCAGCAAUAGAUUGUACUUUGGCGCCACAACACCGUUGAAACCGGCCGCAUCAAUGCGUAUUGCCGUCACCACGGAACCCGCCAGCUUUACUGACUCUACGCGCGACGACACCACCGACAACAUAAACCCAAAACAUCCGGCGUUAAAUACUUGUGCACCACACCAGUUGCGUUGUGUGAGCGGAGAAUGCAUUACAGUCAAUCAACUCUGUGAUAAGAAAAUUGACUGUCCAGAUGGUGCUGAUGAACUGAUGUGUAUCUACAAGGAACAGCGUAGUAGUUCAACAACAACAACAACCAGCAGAACAACGACAAUACGCAACAAUACAGACAAUAAAAGUCCAUCACGUAGCAGAAGUGUCCGAACGCAAAUGGCGACAACGACAGUACGCACUGCUGAUAAGCGCUCCUUGACACGCACAACAAUAAAGCGUAAGGUGAAGCCGUAAUUUUGCAGCAGCAGCAGCAGCAACAACAACAACAACAACAACAUGAACUAUAUUGGGAACAAGCAAAAUAACAAUACAAAAGGCGACUACACGUUGCAAGUAGAAGCCGUUAUUGUUGGACACUGUAAUCAAUUUGCACUGAAUAUAUGUAUCCAAGUGUGUGCGUGUGUGUAUGGGUGUUUGGUGUGUGCGUGUGAGUUUUGAUAAGUCCUCUGCAGUGAAGCAUACCUGGUUGCACAACUUGUAGCAUAUGCGAACAUUCACGAGCAUACAUACAUACAUUUCUAUUCUUAUACAUAUAAAUAUACAUAUGUAUGUAUGUGUGUUAUGUUUGACUUACGUAUGGCGUACCUAUAACGUUAGCUUAUGUACUUGCGUUUAAAUAAAUAUAUUUGUUUAAUUCUUAGUAUUCCAUUGUACCUAUAAUUGUACCUAAGUAGGUAUAUAUGUAUGUAUAAUAUAUACACACAUGUAUGUAUGUAUAU
Ceratitis capitata (Mediterranean fruit fly) is the source of this 5279-nucleotide messenger RNA. RefSeq lists its product as uncharacterized. Gene Ontology annotation, cellular component: plasma membrane. The record is from RefSeq and is a predicted model, not a curated record. Lineage: Eukaryota; Metazoa; Arthropoda; Insecta; Diptera; Tephritidae. The transcript has 7 exons. The coding region runs from base 1897 to 4794 and encodes 965 amino acids. Gene Ontology annotation, molecular function: protein binding.